Equus quagga is the source of this 4481-nucleotide messenger RNA. RefSeq names its product rho-related GTP-binding protein RhoG-like. Gene Ontology annotation, biological process: regulation of actin cytoskeleton organization; regulation of cell shape; cortical cytoskeleton organization. Gene Ontology annotation, cellular component: plasma membrane; cytoplasmic vesicle; cytoskeleton. NCBI's taxonomy places the organism in Eukaryota, Metazoa, Chordata, Mammalia, Perissodactyla, Equidae. Gene Ontology annotation, molecular function: protein kinase binding; GTP binding; GTPase activity. The record is from RefSeq and is a predicted model, not a curated record. The transcript has 3 exons. The coding region runs from base 1051 to 1626 and encodes 191 amino acids.
CCUGGCCUCCUUCACGCCAGAGCACCCUGAAGUCGUCUUUGACUGGCCUUGAGCCAAAGAAGUCAGUCUUCAGUGUGAAAAAGCUUCCGCUUCCCAGAUGUAGUAAAUAACUAACUUGUAGAAAGUAGUAUAUAAAAAUGGGAGUCUUCUGCCGAAUUGUUUUGGUUUCAGAAAGUUACGGAAUGUUUUCAAGUGGAUUAGACUCAGACUUGUGGGAAGAGUGAGACUUUGAGGAGAAUGUGCUAGAAACGGUAAUACUUGCAGUUGCAUUCUGGACUGUUAUUAGGCCUUUUAUAUUGUGUGUCCAACCUAGGAGAAAAUCAGCUGCUGUGCAGAGUGUAUAUUUGUCAGAGGAGGUGGGAAGAUUUAGAUGAAACUAAUUCCGAGGUUGAAAGUGAAUGACUGACUAACUGGGAAGGGAGCCUUCUGGGGUGCUGGUCUGUGCAGCUCCGGGCCUGUCCCAAUUUCCAACCCUAGAGGCACACCUAAAGAUCUCUGGGCUGCUCUGAUGGCUGCUUCACGGUGCGACUGUGAGGCUUAAAUAAGAUGUGUGAAAGUACUUUGCACAAUGCCUAGAACAGGCUCUCAGGUUUUGGUUGCCCUUUGCUUCCCCAUAGCAACUUUUUUCCCCUCUGAGCUAUGUGUUACUGUGUAUUAUUGGUUGCCUUUAGUAUAAGUCCUGCCUUUACCACAAGACUGUAAUCUUCUAGCAUUCUUUUUUGGUUUGUUUUUACCCUUUUUGAGUCCCUUCUAGCAGUGCAUUGCCCAUAGCAGUACCUGGGAGAGUAUGGAUAGUGGUGAUGCUGAGGAGGGGAAAGCUGUGGGUGAUCCGUAAUGGGACAGCAUCCUGCUGGAUCCUGGAGCCGAGAUAAACCAGCUUUUCUCAUCUAGCCCUUUUUGAAAAUCUGAUGGCAGCUUUGGAUCUUCUUUCUAGAAAAAUUCACUUAUGCACAUACACAUAAUAUUGCACACAACUUCGGAAGUGGCUUCUAGGACCUACUGGAGCCUAUCUUCUAGCAGUCCGUGGACUCCACGGACUCCAAGGGAAGAAUGCAGACGAUCAAAUGUGUGGUUGUAGGAGAUGGGGCUGUAGGUAAGACUUGCCUCCUCAUCAGUUACACAACAAAUGCCUUUCCUGAGGAGUAUAUCCCCACUGUCUUUGACAACUAUAGCACCCAGACAUCUGUGGAUGGCCAAAUCGUCAGCCUGAACCUGUGGGACACAGCUGGCCAAGAGGAGUAUGACCGACUGCGAACGCUCUCCUACCCCCAGACCAAUAUCUUUGUCAUUUGUUUUUCCAUUGGCAACCCAUCCUCUUACGCCAAUGUGAGGCAUAAGUGGCACCCAGAGGUCUCCCAUCAUUGCCCCAAUGUUCCUGUUCUGCUGGUAGGCACCAAGAGGGACCUACGGAGUGACCUUGAGACAGUGAAGAAGCUAAAGGAACAGAGCCUAGUGCCCACAACGCCUCAGCAAGGCACUUCCCUGGCUAAGCAGGUGGGGGCUGUGAAGUAUCUGGAAUGUUCAGCCCUGAUGCAGGAUGGAGUACAUGAGGUAUUUUUGGAAGCUGUCCGGGCUGUGCUUUACCCUGCCACAAAGAAAAACACCAAGAAGUGUGUCCUGUUAUAGCUUUUGGGGUGCUACUUGGGGACUGCACCUAAGGAGAAUAAGGGCGGAUUCUUCUGACAGCAUUUAACAAUGCCAGUAUGAGCCAUUUGUCUCUUCUCCUGGAAACCUUAGACUCCAGGUUAUUCGGCUUUUGGAGGAACAAAAGCAAGCUAGUUUGUACAAGGCUACUUUGAAGUUUGGUCAGAACCUUUUGGAGGAAGUUUGAGUGUGAGGGUGUGGGUGUGGGUGUGCAUGUGCGUGUGCAGGCAUCUCCCUUGUGAAAGGGGUAAGAGGAGAUACCACCAAGUGCUAUUCUUUUCUGUCCUGGCCAGGCCACGACUAAACAGAGCAGCCUCGUACUGCUCUUUGUACGCUUUUGCUUGUCUGCUUUUAACUUUAAUUUCAGCUUUCCUGGCUGUAUCUGCCAUUGAGCAAGUGCCUCACAGAAGGACAAGUUUCUCCAGUUUUCAGAUCAUUGUCUUAAAUUUUCUGAUAUAUUAAUUUUUGAAAACUAUAUUAUGUGUGAUUCCUGGGUGUUCCCAAUGUUGACACGUUCUUCCCAUUCUUGAGAUGAGACAUUUUUGCAAAAAUGGUUAAGCAGUAUUUUCCAAAGUUCUUUGAGAUGGUAAUAGAUGUUCCUUAAAAGGGUUCUGUGGUCAAAUAAGUCAGGAACCAGUGACUUAAAUAAAGUUCAACAGGUUCCUCUAGUGCAGGAAUUUAUAACUUUUAAUAAGUAUUCAACAUUUCCCAAGCUUAUUUCACUGAAAUUUUUUUGGUCCCAUGCCACACCUAUUAACAUCUCUGGAAACAGUUUCAGAGAUGCUGGAAUUUCAGAGAACUAGGAAUUCCUGUGGAGGAGGCUGUGAAAAAAAAAAGCAUAACAUGAUCAUGUGCUUUCUGAUGUUUCCCUCUUCAUGCCUUUGAGAGGAAUGUUUAGCAGCCAUGGCCUUCUUAUUUGUUCCUCUUCCAUCCUCAGGAGGUGGGUGUGGGACUUAGUCAUGAUAGUGCAUUGGGUAUGGGAUCUGAUGGUCAGAUCUGCUAUCAGAUUCUGACAGCAUUAUGGGCCUGGUGAUGUGGAAUUAACAAUCCCUCCAAAAAGCUAUGUCUCUGAGGCUUCUGUGUGGCCCUUUUUUCUCCCUGUCACCUUUCACUUUAGGGAAAGACCACUGAAGGUUAACCCUCUAGAUAAAACCAAUCAAACAAACAAAAUGUCCUGCCAGUCAUUGUCAGGGAGUUCUGUGAUUGCCUCUGAGACUUCUCUUUUGCUGUCAUUCCUCUGAGUCACUAUGAAGGCUACCUUGCUCUCCUCCUGUUCCUCCCUCCUCUGUACAUCUCCCUGUGUGUGUGUUCAGCCCUAGGUACCCCUUGAGUCUUUUAGUUGCUCCAAGAGAGCUGGAGUAUGUUGAAUCUCCAGGCGCUGGGGCUCUUGCCCUUGUGGGGAGUUUGCUGUAGCUGCUCAGCCUGCUCUGGGACACUAGGAGUCAGAUUCCAUAUUCCAGUGUGCCAGCUUCUCCCGCUUCUCCCUAGUUGUGUUUUUUACCUUCUUCAUUUAAUAUGGAAGGAAAACUUACUUCUCCACCUGGCAGACAGUGGUUGACAACUCCACCAUGCACAUAUCCUCUCACCUUGCCAAAACAGCAUUGGAUUUUCAAGUGUUUGGGAAAUGGAACUAACAGGAUCACAUACUUCCGCCUGUGGUGGGUGAAGUGUCUGUGCUUUGCUCUGUGACAGUCUUGCUGUUGCUCUUUGACAAGAUGUGAUGAGAAUAGCUUCAGGCUAACUGAACCUCCUGGAUAGGGUUGCCAGAUAAAAUACAAUAAGUUUUUACAAAUAGUUUUUUAGUAUAAGUAUGUCCCAUGCAAUAUUUGAGACAUACUUAUACUAGUAAAUUAUUUGCUGUUUUGAGGUGUCCUGUAAUUUUAUUUGCUAUAUCUGGCAACCCUACUCUUGGAGAAUCUGGAACUUGGAAGUCAAGCAGAUAUCAAGUAUUGAUAGAAGAUAAAAGGUUAUAUAGACUCUCUAUUCUUCCUCCUUUACUUCUUUUUCCCUCACCGUGGAGUAAAGUGUUCUGUUUUUCCUUCAUCACUGCACCCUCCACAUCACACAGUACUUCGUUGGUAUCUAUUUCUACACUGUUGAUUGUUUAAAGCUGUGGAGGAUCCAGGAUGGAUAGUAUGGUCCAGCAUAUGCCAUCUAUCUCAAUUUCAAUGUCUCGUGUCUAUUUUCCGACAUGUAACCCAUGGCCUCCUGAGGGAGGUGGCAGGGAUUCUGUAUGAGUAGUGUGUUAACCGGAAGAGGGUGAGGGUGGCCCUCCUCAAGUAAGGCCCAGUAGCACUUUGGAAAGUGGGGCUGCUCCUCUGGUGACUGUAGCAGUCAGCUGGCCUGUGGGCAUGCAUGCUCACUGCCCUUGUGUGGAGUCACUGAGUCUCCCACAGGCAGCCAAAUGAAAGCACGCACUGCGCAUGUGGAUUCUGGUCUCGGGAUGUUCUGAUUGAUGCUGCCUGGGGUGCUCACAAGGCUUCAUGGUUGAAAGGGGCUAGAAACAUAGCUGUCACCUGUGUCUCUGGGAAUGUUUUGUUUAGCUACUGAAAUCUUUUUAAUUGGCUUUUAAUUUAAUAGUGCCUCCUGCUCCCCCCUUGCCUGGCAAAUUCCAAAAUGUAACUCUGGGUUUGGUUUUGGCAAAUUCAUGUCCUCUAAUAAAUGGAGGUAUGAUCUACAAGUCUGAGAGAGUGGUUUUGUAUUGGACUGAUUUGAUGGUCCUAGGCAUACACUGACAUCUUGAUUUUUAUACUUAAAAGGAAUUUGUACGAAGACUAACAUGUUAAUAUCACUUUUAAAUUAUUCGUAAUGAAUGUUAAUAAACUUUUCUGAUUUUA